GGUCUCGAAAACAGAAAGAAAUUCGGAGAACAGCACGCAUUUACGUCGCCAUUCCCAGCAAACCGGAUAUUCUUAUUCGUAAUUAUCGCAUGGUGCAGUUAUUUGCAUCAAGUAUCGUGUGUUCUGCGAAAUUUACCGAAAAGAAGCGGCAUCCUCAAACAGCGCGGCACGCCGCCGCCGAGUUAGUGGGACAGGAAGGUGAAGCAGGAGGUGGUGGUGGAGGAAGAGGAGUAGAGGCAGAGCCGUAGCAGCAAGAACAAAACGAUGGCCGACGGCAGGGAUCCGCUCGGCCGAGAACGAAUGCGUGGCGCCAUAAACCCAAGUCAUGGAUCACGGUCUCCGUACGAGGCUCGUGGCGGUCAUCCGCCACCGGUUCGUUACGGUUCGAGUUCCGCGCCAGCUCCAUCAGCGGGGCCGGCCUAUCAAACGCCAGAGAGACGCCCGGGAUGGGUACCGCCACCGUCUGGAGGAGGAGGAGCGCCUGGUGGAAGAGGACCACCACCGAGUUCAGGUUCCGGAGAUGGUCCAGCGCGAGGUGCGCCGAAUGAACCUCGCCACCACUACACCUCGUCCACCGGUGCUGGAGAUGCCGGUGCAUCGACGAGUCGAGAACCACCAGGUGGUCCUGGUGGAUCACGUGGCCCUGUCGGUCUGGGCGGUAAACCAAUUCGUCGGCGUCCCUUAGCAGAUACACUGAGGACACGGCUCCCCGACUCUAAAUCGAAGCAUGGUUCAACGGGGCAACCACUGUCGCUUCAGUCGAAUUAUUUUAAGCUCGUGAAACGUGUAGACUGGACGCUAAGCCACUACUCGGUCAACAUUGUGCCACCUUGCCCUAGCCCGCGCCUAAUGCAAUCGCUGGUAAACGAGCAUAAGGCCAUCCUGGGUGGUUUCGUGUUCGAUGGAGCCAAUCUCUUCACCGGCUCCAAGCUGCCCAGUGAGGAGUUGGUUCUGCAUUCAAAGCACGAUCGUACGGGGGAUAAGUACGAGCUGCACAUCGAACGAGUGGCGACGGUCGACAUGACCGGCGAAACCGGAAUACAGGUGCUUAACCUGAUCUUACGCCGUGCCAUGAAUGGGCUUAACUUGCAGUUGGUAGGACGCAAUCUGUACGAUGCGGCUGCGAAAAUUCCUAUACGCGAAUAUCACAUCGAGCUGUGGCCAGGCUAUAUCACUAGCAUACGACAGCACGAGGCCGAUGUGCUGGUAUGCUGCGAAAUAGCGCACAAAACGAUGCGGAUGCAGACGUGCUACGACAUUCUGCGCGAAUGUCAGCGUCACGAUCGCAAUUACAAGGAUGCGUUCAAGAAGGCGGUGCUUGGAUGUGUAGUGCUUACGGGCUACAACAACAAAACGUACACUAUCAACGACGUCACGUUUGAUACGACACCGGAAAGCACAUUUGACACCAAAAAUGGGCCCAUAUCCUUCAUGGAAUAUUACAAAAAUAAGUACAACAUCCGCAUCCGCGAUGCCUUCCAGCCGAUGCUGUUGUCACGUGCGAAGAAGAAGGACGCCCGAUCGGGAGACAACGAGCUAAUGGCUCUCGUGCCUGAGCUCUGCCAGAUGACAGGACUAACGGAUGCGAUGAGAUCCGAUUUCAAAAUGAUGAGAGCAAUGGCAGACCAUACUCGCCUGAAUCCGGAUAGACGAAUUGAACGACUGGAAACGUUUAACCGACGUUUACAGACGUCUCCGGAAAGCCAAGAAGUAUUCCGUGUGUGGAAAAUGGAGCUAGAUCGACGACUAGUUGAUGUGCCGGGCCGUCUGUUACCUCAGGAGAUGAUAUUCUUCUCCACUACCUCCACCGGUGUUCAGGCUGGCGACAAUGCUGAUUGGACGGCGCACUUCCGGGACAAUCCGAUGUUUGCUACGGUACGGUUGAGCCGCUGGUAUCUGGUCGUACCGGGACGUUGUCAGCGGGAGGCGAACGAUUUCCUCGGCUGCAUGAUCAAGGCGGCCCGAGGUAUGCGUUUUGAGAUUAGUAAUUGCGAGAUCAUUCCCAUGGCGGAUGAUAAUCCUAACACGUAUAUGCGCACUCUGGAUAACAUCAUAAAUAAGGAUCCGCAGAUGAUCAUGUGCGUGGUCGCAAACAACAAAUCAGAUCGCUACACCGCGAUCAAGAAAAAGUGUUGCGUUGACCGAGCCAUCCCGACGCAGGUGAUGGUUCAGAAGACUAUCACCCCGAAGACGGGCAAUAUCCGGACACUGAUGUCGGUCGCAACAAAGGUGGUGAUACAGAUGAACUGUAAGCUAGGCGGUGUUCCCUGGAAAGUGAAAAUCCCACUAAACGGGCUUAUGACCAUUGGGUUCGAUGUGUGCCACGAUUCGAAGGACAAGAGCAAAUCGUUCGGUGCGAUGGUGGCCACGCUCGAUCACGACAACCGUGGGACACCCAAAUUUUUCUCCACCGUCAGCCACCACUCGAGCGGCGAGGAAAUCUCGACCUACCUGCCACUGAACACGGUCAAGGCGCUGAACGAGUAUCGGCGCGAGUUCGGCGAGCUGCCGAAGCGCAUAAUCUUCUACCGGGACGGCGUUAGCGAGGGUCAGCUACAGUAUAUUUACGAGCACGAGGUACGCUCGCUGGUGGACAAGCUCGGUCAGAUAUACCGGUCGGCUGGCAUCGAGCAGGAAGUGCUGCUGACAUUUUUCAUCGUCAAUAAGCGCAUCAAUACUCGCUUCUUUGAUCAGCGACUCAAUCCACGCCCCGGAACGGUAGUCGACAAUGUUGUCACGCUUCCACAACGAACCGACUUCUACCUCGUUUCGCAGUCAGUGAAGCAGGGCACGGUCUCACCCACUGCUUACAAUAUCGUGUGGGAUUCGUCAAAUCUCAAAAUUGAUCAUCUCCAGAUGCUGUCGUACAAGCAGUGCCACUUGUACUACAAUUGGUCCGGAACGACGCGCGUCCCGGCAGUAUGUCAAUACGCGCACAAACUAUCGUUCCUCGUUGGCCAGUACCUGCACCAGGCGCCCAGUAGUUUGCUGGAGAAAAAACUGUACUUCCUGUAACUGUAGAAGAGCAGCGAGAUAGAGUAGAAUUAGAGGGUGAACCAAAAAGCAGGGGGUGGGAAAACCAUAAGUGGCUGAACGAGCAACAAACUGCUUGCAGACCGAUCGAUCGGCUGCAGCUAGCUAGCAAUCGGUUUGAUCAACUGUCAUUAAAACAACAGACAACUGGAGUCCCUUUUUUGUAGAGGUUAUUUGACUAUUUUUUGUGGUGUUGUUUUGACACCAAUAAUUAACGAAUGAAUUAUUGAUGAAGUAGGCCCGGAAACCAAUGGCACUACGCAACAAACGGCCAAGUGCGAAUAAACCAGACUUUAUCCUCUCAAACGCUUUAUUCGGUUUUGUUUUCUAACCAAUCAUAACGCUCUUACCGGUGAUUUAUGCAGAUUUUGUUUUGUGCUCGUCUAAA
Anopheles darlingi is the source of this 3421-nucleotide messenger RNA. Its product is annotated as protein aubergine-like. The transcript has 6 exons. Gene Ontology annotation, biological process: regulatory ncRNA-mediated gene silencing. Gene Ontology annotation, cellular component: P granule. The coding region runs from base 265 to 3015 and encodes 916 amino acids. NCBI's taxonomy places the organism in Eukaryota, Metazoa, Arthropoda, Insecta, Diptera, Culicidae. Gene Ontology annotation, molecular function: piRNA binding; protein binding. The record is from RefSeq and is a predicted model, not a curated record.